AUGGCGUCUCUCGGCCCUUCCUCGACGGAGAUUCAAACCAUUACCUCGCCCUGUGAGUGGGUGGAGGAUUACCACCAAGGUGGUUACCAUCCCGUCCUUCUCGGCAACGUCUUCAACAAUGGCCGGUACAAGGUCGUCCGGAAGCUCGGCGAGGGCUCCUACUCAACGGUUUGGCUUGCCCGUGACCUGAGGAACAGUAGAUAUGUCGCCCUGAAGAUUCUUGUCUCUGAAAUCUCGGGAUCGACAACCGAGCUGCGAAUCUUGCGACACAUCACCGAAGUCGCACCAGCAGAGAGGGCCCGGCAUAUCACCCAGCUCCUGGACGAGUUCGAACAUCGCGGCCCCAAUGGCAUCCACAAGUGCCUGGUAUUUGAGCCCAUGGGUCCGAGUGUGAAUAGUAUGGUCGAGGAGCUACCCCGAUUCAAUCCUCGCAGGUGGGGAGUGAAUGUCCGCUAUCCGCCUCAGAUGGCAAAGAGCAUCCUUAAGCAGUCCUUGCAGAGCCUGGCAUUUCUCCACGAGAAUGGUAUCGCUCAUGGGGACUUCCAGCCGGGAAACAUGCUCUUCACUCUUGAUGAUAUCGACUCGAAGCCCGAGGACGUGCUCCGGCAGGAGGAAGAUGAGCAGGCCAUGUCAAUCUCGCCCCCAGUACAGAGGCUAGACGAUAAACAAGAUAGGUGGGCUCCUCGAUAUCUUUGCGUUGCGCAGCCGCUGGCGCCCUUUACCUACUACGCCGAGGGCUUCAAGAUCAAAUUAUCCGAUAUGGGUGGCGCAUAUUUCUUUACGGACCCCCCGACAAAGCCCGUUACUCCACUCGGCCUUCGAGCUCCGGAGUUGAUUCUUACCGGAGCCGUCGACAAAACCCUUGAUGUCUGGAGUUUUGGCUGCCUUCUCUUCAAGCAUUGGAAGACGUCUUCGCUGUACUUUACACCCGAGAGGAAGCUCUUUAAUUUUGGGCUCGGGGGAGUCGCGGAAGGGGAGGAACCGCUUAUGUUGGAGCAGACGUCCAUGGAGGAGUUGUUCGAUCAGGCAGGCCCGGAGCUUGAUGAGGUGGAAGCCCGCAAAGUGAAGGCGCUCAUUCGACGGAUUUUGCAGUACGAUCCCGCGAAGAGACCUUCAGCUGCGGAAAUUUUGGUUGAUCCGUGGUUUUGCGAGAUUGAGGUUGAGGGCAGCUUGUCCAAGUAAAGGUAUUGGUAGUCUAGUUAUACUUGCGUGGUCGUUAUCGUCCUCCAGACAUUGAUACUCAGCUGAUGGUCUCUUCGAUUUGUGUUGUGAGUCUGAGUUCUGAGCAAUACCCAGGUCAAAUCAGAACCAGCUUAGUACCAUGUCUGUUAACUGUAAUUGUG
Molecule: messenger RNA, 1343 nt
Organism: Phialemonium atrogriseum
Lineage: Eukaryota; Fungi; Ascomycota; Sordariomycetes; Cephalothecales; Cephalothecaceae
Product: serine protein kinase
Exons: 5
Coding region: 1-1182 (393 amino acids)
Biological process (GO): spliceosomal complex assembly; peptidyl-serine phosphorylation; regulation of mRNA processing
Molecular function (GO): protein serine/threonine kinase activity; ATP binding
Source: RefSeq, a predicted model, not a curated record